Selaginella moellendorffii is the source of this 4491-nucleotide messenger RNA. Its product is annotated as regulatory-associated protein of TOR 2. The record is from RefSeq and is a predicted model, not a curated record. Bases 112 to 4278 code for a protein of 1388 amino acids. Gene Ontology annotation, molecular function: protein-macromolecule adaptor activity; protein binding. The transcript has 23 exons. Lineage: Eukaryota; Viridiplantae; Streptophyta; Lycopodiopsida; Selaginellales; Selaginellaceae. Gene Ontology annotation, biological process: cellular response to starvation; positive regulation of cell growth; regulation of autophagy. Gene Ontology annotation, cellular component: cytoplasm; TORC1 complex.
CCGUGUCGGGUUUAGGGUUGAGGAGAAGAAAGCGGAGAGAGCGAGAUAGGGGGGAAAAAAGAGAGAGCGCGCCGACGAUGAUGGCGAUGGCGAUGGCGAUGGCGAUUGGCAAUGGCAGCAGCGGCAUCGGCCAGGUUUUGCAGACAAGCGCUCCCCAGCUUGUGUGAUAAUGCUGCCAAUGGUUUCAGAUGGGAGCGUGUGGGCGGCGCUGCCCUCCUCCUCUUCCUCGUCCCUGGCCGUCGCUGCGAUACUCUCGGCAAUCUUCUCGCAUCGCUACUUCACCAUGCUAUGCUCAACCCUUGGGAUAGGAGUCGUAUCGUCGUCCGUGACUUAGAACAGGGAAGAGAUUCCGACGCGCGUGGCGCUUGUACAGAGAAGGGGAAGGAAACGAAUUUGUUGGAUGGGAUCAGUGCUGGAGGAGAAUGUCCGAUGAUGGAGAUCGCUACUCCCGAUGAUACAGAACCGGGCCAAAAUGCGGGGCCGUCGCCCCCAGGUGAAGAAGACCAGCAUGGCGACGAAGCUUGCGGUGUCUUCGCCCAGCACUGUACUUAUCUCGCGGAUCUUCGCCAUCACUCGCUUCAAGCUUUGAUCUCUUUCGGCCCUCCCGACACCGGGCUCUUGUCAAAAUGGAGGAUGAAAGACCGGAUGAAGACUGUAUCUGUAGCACUGGUCGUAUGUCUGAAUAUCGGAGUGGAUCCACCUGAUAUAAUCAAGGUAUCACCAUGCGCAAGGAUGGAGUGCUGGAUAGAUCCGUCAUCUCUGGCGCCUCAGAAGGCUCUUGAUACAAUUGGCAAAAAUCUGCAAUCGCAGUAUGCGCUCUGGCAGCCGAGGGCCCGCUACAAGCUAGCGCUGGAUCCUACAGCCGACGAGGUGAAGAAGCUGUGCUCACAGUGCCGGAAAAAUGCGAAGUCGGACAGGGUCUUGUUUCACUACAACGGGCAUGGUGUGCCUAAACCCACUGUCAAUGGCGAGCUCUGGUUUUUCAACAAGAGCUAUACGCAAUAUAUACCGCUCUCGGUUUAUGAGCUGGAGUCUUGGCUUGGCGUACCGUCUAUCUACGUUCUUGAUUGCUCGGGCGCUGGUGUCGUUGUCAAUGCAUUUAUCGAGAGACCCGAUUGGGCACUUGGGAGUUCAUCAGUUUCGGCAAAAGACUGCAUAUUGCUUGCAGCCUGUAGAGCAACUGAAAUGCUUCCGCAGAGUUCGGGAAUGCCUGCCGACGUGUUCACAGCAUGUUUAACGACUCCAAUCAAAAUGGCGUUGAGAUGGUUUUGUUCGCGGUCUUUACUUGAGUUCGAUCCUGAGCUGAUUGACAAGAUCCCUGGAAGUCAGAACGAUCGGAAGACCCUCCUUGGAGAACUAAAUUGGAUCUUUACGGCAAUCACCGAUACCAUAGCAUGGAAUGUGCUUCCUCCAGACCUGUUUCAACGAUUGUUUCGACAGGACCUUUUGGUGGCUAGCCUCUUCCGAAACUUUUUACUGGCAGAACGGAUUAUGCGAUCCGUGAAUUGCUCUCCUGCUUGUUACCCAUGCUUGCCUUUGACACAUCAGCACUCAAUGUGGUUUGCAUGGGAUAUGGCUGCGGAAACCUGUCUUUCGCAACUUCCGUCGUUAGUGAAAGAUCCAAAUGCUGAAUUUCAGCCGAGUCCAUUUUUUACGGAUCAGUUGACAGCGUUCGAAGUAUGGCUUGAGCACGGAUCAGCGAGUAAAAGACCACCAGAGCAGCUUCCAAUAGUUCUUCAGGUUCUUUUAAGUCAAUCUCAUCGUUUUCGGGCUUUGGUACUUUUAGGAAGGUUCUUGGAUAUGGGGGCAUGGGCUGUGAACCUGGCUCUUUCGGUUGGCAUUUUCCCUUACGUGCUUAAGCUGCUUCUGACAACCGCCACUGAACUCCGGCAAAUUUUACUAUUUAUUUGGGCCAAAAUUCUUGCCCAUGACAAGUCCUGUCAAGUUGAUCUGGUUAAAGAUGGUGGGCACAAAUAUUUUAUCAGAUUCCUGGACAGUCCAGACGUGUACGCUGAACAACAGGCAAUGGCAGCUUUCGUUUUAUCAGUUAUUAUCGAUGGACUUCCUCGGGGCCAAAUUGAAUGCUUUCAAUCUGGAUUGAUCGACAUUUGCUUGAGACAUAUCGUUCCUGCACGUGGAGAACCGUUGCUCAUGCAGUGGUUGUGCUUGUGUGUUGGUAAGAUCUGGGAUGGUUUCGCCAAAGCACAGCUGCUAGCUCUUCAUACAAAUGCGUCUUCCACGCUAGCACAACUCCUGUCCGAGCCUCAACCAGAGGUUCGUGCCGCAGCAGCUUAUGCUCUGGGAACGAUAAUAAAGGCUAAGAGCGUUAACGAAGAGGAUUCGGCCCUUGAUGACGACGACGAAGAGGCUAGGCUUAGAAUGGAACAGGAUGUUAUGAAGACAUUGUUGAAAGUAGUAAACGACGGGAGUCCUCUCGUUCGGGCUGAACUUGCCAUUGCGUUGGCCAGAUUAACUGUCAGACAUGACCAGAAUCUGCGAUUUGCUGCCGCAGCGUACUUAAAGCCUCCGUCGAACCCCGGAAUCAUGGCUUUGGCAGGAUUGAAUUCCAACAGAACUCCGACGAGCAGUGUAAAUAUUUCCGGUCAGUUUUUCUUCUCUGGAAAUGCUCGUGGUGCCGCUUCGGCUCCUGCUUCACCGGAAGGCUUCAACUUCGUCGAGAAUGAACUUAUCAAUGGGUUGAUGCGGCCAAGAAGACUGCAAAUGGAAGAGAGUGGCGUUUACGUUCGGUGCGUGGCAGCUGCUUAUUCCCUGGUAAGGGAUCCUUGCCCGUGGGUUGCUAAACUCGGCCACGAAGUUUUGAGGAGAAUAGGUGUCGAAGCGUACGUCCUGCAGACAGGCAAAACUCUCAAGUCCGGAGCCAAACAAGCCACCAGUGCUUUUCCACGUUCUUCUUCCUGGUUUGACAGCAAUAUAGGAAGUUUAACAAUGCCAUUCAGAGGUGCUUCCAGUUCUGCUAGUCCUCCGUCUAAUUUGCUUUCGGGAAGUCCAAUGAACAUGAGACGCGUACCUUCUCUCGAGUUUCCUUCGGAAAGUGAUUCCGGACUUGGUUCAUCUCAAGUUCCCGCUUCGGACGAUUUGAAAGAACUUCCAGAGUCUGUUUUAUACAGGUGGAGCUGCGGGCAUUUUGCUCGGCCUUUACUCGAGACUUCCCACGACGAGGAAGAAACGGCAUUAAUUGCCAGAGAAGCAAGGGAAAGGACUGCUUUAGAAGGAGCAUCCAAAUGCCGACAUUCGACUGUCAAUGUAGUGACGUACCAAAUGGCAACAUGGGAUAUGAAUUCUGAGUACGGGACCAAGGCUGUUCUCCUACAUCCGUUUCUUCCGCUUGCUUGUACCGCAGAUGACAAUGAAACUAUCAGAAUUUGGAGUCACGAAGAUGGAUCUUUACUAAACGACUUUCACAAUCACGAGUCGCAUAGUAAGGGUUUUUCUCGGCUUUGCUUAAUCAACGAGCUUGAUGAGAGCUUGCUACUCGCAGCAUCAAGCGACGGAAGCGUUCGAGUAUGGAGAGACUACCUUGUGAAAGGUGAACAGCAGCUUGCAACUGCUUGGCAGGCCAUACAGGGUCACAGGCCUGGCGCUCGAGGAAUUAACGCAGUUGUGGAAUGGCAGCAAUCGACUGGAUAUCUGUACGCGUCUGGAGAUAUUUCGUCGAUCAUGAUAUGGGACGUUGAUGCCGAAACACUCGUGUUAAGGCUGCCUUCUCAACCCGAUACAAGUGUUUCUGCGAUGGCUGCCUCGCUGAUCCAUAAUGGCCUUUUUCUGGCGGGUUGUGGAAACGGGUCUUUCAUGAUGUUUGAUGUUCGGAAGCAAGACAAGCAAGUGUUCUCCCAGAAGGCGCAUUUCCAGAGAGUCGCGGGCAUAGAUUUUGUCCAGUCAGGAAUAGACACAACCGAGGUGGUGUCUGCAUCUCAAGCUGGGGACAUAAAAAUAUACGACGUCCGCAAGCUGGACCUCCCCGUCGUGAGUGUUGAGGCUCACAAGGGGCACUUGACGUCGCUGGCAGCGCACCGCUACGCGCCAGUCCUUGCCAGCGGCUCCUCCAAGCAGUCCAUCAAAGUUUUCAGCGCGACCAGUGGCGACCAACUUAGCAUGAUACGCUACCACCAGAGCAUCUUUGGGAAGAGUAUCGGCCCCGUGAGCUGCUUGUCGUUUCACCCGUACAGCGUUCUCCUAGCUGCUGGUGCUUCCACAGACUCCAUCGUUUCCAUUUACGCCGAGGACGGUGCUGCCGCUAGUAACUCGUCCACUUCUUGAGGCCAGGCAGGGAGGAAAAGAGCGGCAAAUGGCGCUCCUUUCUUUGUACAGAGUCUCUGCUCGCGCGGCCGCUCGCUCCUGCCGCUCCGAGCGUGACUUGUAUUAUAAUUGCGAAGGUAUACCAGCUGCUCAUUUGAUACCUGCUGUUGGUUUUUUCUUUAAAUCCUUGACUUACUGAGAGUUUGAUUCCACAAUAAAACAGGUUUACUACUA